CUACGUUGAAGUGGCUCAUUGUGCGCUCGGGAGCGGUGUAGCUUUAAGAAGGAGGUGGGCAGCGCUCCGAUGACGCAUGAAUAAUCCUGAAAAGACGCUUCUAAACUCCAGGCCGGAGCCAGCGUGUAUGAUGGCUGUUGACUGAGCUGGAAGAAUUUCCGAGCCUGGCACGAUCAACUGUUGAGAAAAUAGUUUGAACAGGUUCAGGAGCUUGGGAAGCGACUCUAAAUGCAGAAUAAAACACACCCAUUCUGGUAGAUUGGCUUCUCCAAAAGACAAAUACAGUUAUUUACUAUUAAGGCAUUUACUAACGACAGAGGGCUUUCUGUUUGCAGCUCUAUGUGCGCUGCCGAGAGCCAACUUGAGGGAAGGAACAUUGGAAGAAUAUUUCUCUAAAAGUCUUUGGCUGUCUGUCUUGAAGAGGAAGUGCUACCAUGCCACAUUUGAGAACACUAUGUGUCUAUUUCUUGGUAGCCCUGAGCCUAGUUAUGACAAACACCAUGACCGAGGACUUAGAUGUUUUGGUAUUUUUGCCACAAAAUAAUUCUUAUCUUUUUUCAUAUGAACGAGUCGCACCGGCGAUCCGUUACGCACAAAAGAGGCUGAAGGCAGACGGGGGUCAGUACUCCGGGUUCAACUUCAACAUCCAGUUUGAAAACUCCGACUGCCUCUAUGAUGCUUUCUUCACAUUGGCGGACAGGUCUUGCGGACAGAAGCCCGACCUGAUCCUGGGUCCUGUGUGCGAGUACGAGGCUGCGGCAGUGGUAAGGCUGGCGUCCCACUGGAACAUCCCGGUGAUCUCGGCAGGUGCCCUGGCCACAGGUUUCGCGAACAAGAACAAAGAAUAUUCCCACCUGACUCGCAUCGCCCCGCCAUACGUGAAAAUGGCAGAGACUUUCACGGCGAUGUUUGAACACUUCUCCUGGAGGAGCGCUCUGCUGGUCUUCGAGGACGACCGGGAGCAGCGGAACUGCUACUUCACGUUAGAAGGAGUAUACCAUCUGAUGAGUAACUAUAACAUUGAAAGCUAUGUGUUAACUGAUGACAAACCCCUGGACACUGACGAGCUGCUGCGAAGCAUCAGUGACAUGGAAG
Molecule: messenger RNA, 1095 nt
Organism: Pundamilia nyererei
Lineage: Eukaryota; Metazoa; Chordata; Actinopteri; Cichliformes; Cichlidae
Product: atrial natriuretic peptide receptor 3-like
Exons: 1
Biological process (GO): signal transduction
Cellular component (GO): membrane
Molecular function (GO): natriuretic peptide receptor activity; peptide hormone binding
Source: RefSeq, a predicted model, not a curated record